Rhagoletis zephyria (snowberry fruit fly) is the source of this 3841-nucleotide messenger RNA. RefSeq lists its product as uncharacterized. The record is from RefSeq and is a predicted model, not a curated record. Lineage: Eukaryota; Metazoa; Arthropoda; Insecta; Diptera; Tephritidae.
GACGUCAAAGCCGUCGAAACGCAGCUAGAAGAAUACGCAACACAGUGUCUCAAAGAUAUAUCAGAUCAUUUCCUACAACUACACAGUUUUUUACAAAAUGAGGAACAUCGUAUUUUAGAAGAAUUCCAUAGUCAAUGUUUAAAACCGCAACAGACAAUACGCGAUUCAUUUUCAAAACUAGGCGAAUCCCAAAGCAUUUUAAAUAAAAUGCGCUCCGAAUUAGAGCUAUAUCAGCACAAAGUACCCACGGAUAUUCAUCUACGUAAUAUUUUCGAAAUUUACAAUGUCCAAUUGGAACAGAUAGAAUGUCGAGCACAAAUAUCGAAAGUUACCAAAAAUCCUUUUAUCUUUGAGGUGAAAUACGAUUUUCGCAAAGAUUUUUCCAAGUCUUUCAUUUACGAUUACAACGAUCCACAGCUUAAAAUACGGCUAGCUUCCGUAUAUAGUGACUUGAAUCAAACUUUCCGCGAUAUAAAAUCAGAUUCAAGCGAUGAAAUGGAUGUAGACUGUUACAUUGAAAAGCACAAGCGCAAAAAUAAUGAACGAAAUAAAAAGAAAAAGCUGGCACUACGACGCAAUGACAAUGAAGAUGAAGGAUCCAAUACAUCGGACACUGAAGCAAAACUGCCGUUAUUGCGCGACAAGGAAUUGGUGCGAAUUAGCCAUGUAAAAUCGCCCGAACAUUUCUUUGUACAAACUAAGAAUGCGAUAAGCGUAAUACGUGAACUCUCUAAUAAGUACGUGAAUUUCAUGCAAACCGAUGUUAUACCUAAGCUAAUCGCUGAGGGUCAAUGUUAUAUGAUAUACCAUGCCGAUGAUAAGCAAUGGUAUCGUGCUAUGGUGAAGAAGGCACUAUCGCAAGAUCUAUAUAGAGUGUUCUUAGUCGAUAUAGGUUUCCAUGUAGAGAUGCCGAAAGAUAGAUUCUGUGAAAUCGAUACAAAAUCUCUUAGCAUUCCCUUUGGCGCUAUCCGUUGCGCCAUUCAUGAUAUAAUGCCUGCCGGAAAGACAUGGAAUGAGGAGGCUAAUAAUUUACUAAUCGAAAUCACACGUAAUCAUUUCGUACGCAUCAGUAUUAUCCAGCGCAUCAAGGAGAAUGUGCUCUCAGUGGAUCUAAUUACAACUUCAUCUGAAGAAGCCAUUUCGGUGCGAGAUUCUUUUUUAUACACGGGCCUGGCGCGGGAGAUGUCAGGUACAGCGGACAUGCCGUCACCACUUAAGAAAAUAUCUCCCGUGGCGCGUACAAAUCAAAGAUUGCCAAAAUAUAAUUUUCAUAAUGGGGAUAUUUUGUCCGUAAAAGUGACGCAUAUCGAAAGUCCACAUUUGUUCUACGUUAUAAAGACGGAUGCCAUUGAAGCAGCAACGAUUCUAAAUUCCGAUUUGAAUUAUAAAUACCUUCACUUAAAAAUGCCUUUACAACCUCUUUUUGUGGCUCCAUUACAAAUGGGUUGCGCUGUGCGCAUCGAUGGCGUUUGGCACCGCGCACGCAUUGAGGAAAUACGCGGUGGUGGUAAAAUUUGCGUACACCUCGUAGACGAAGGCACACAGCAAGAUGUCGAUUGGCGCCAAAUUCAUCCGCUUAUCAGCAAAUUUCGCUCUGAAAAGGAAUUUGCCAUUAAGUGUACCUUGGCCGAUGUCGAACCGCUGCAAGUGAAUAACUAUGCUUGGACCUCAGAAGCUAUACGUGAAUUCAACCAAUUGGCUGCUAAUCCCAUUUUACAGAUGAUCGUACUAUCAACAGAUAAAGCUACAGCACGUGUUUCACUGCAUGUGUGCAAAAAACAUAUGGAUAUAAAUGUAGGUGCGAUAUUGGUUAAAUAUGGACAUUGCAUAUCGACGGGCGAUAGUUCUCAAUUGGUUGAAAUUUCCAAGACAUCAAAGAAACGCCUGAGUUUGCCUAUGAAUCCAUUAUUCGAUACAAUGCAUUUGAAUGCCAACUUGAAGGGUAAAGAUGUGUCUUUGCAAGAUAAUAAUCCAAUUGCGGGUGCAGCUGGCGGCAAUAGCAACCCAGUGAAGGUGCUGAAACGCACACCAAUUAAGAUUAUGCACAUCGUGGAUCCUGGCGAGUUUUAUAUACAAGUGUCCAGCCUCUUAACGGGCAUUAAAAAAUUCCACAAUCAAUUGCAACAGGCACAAAACGAAGAACAAUCUAAUGCAUCAAGCUUCUCCCUUUGCUCACAAGGUACAAGAAAUUGGUUUGUCGGUAAUCAUUGUUUGGUGCAUACGCAAUAUAAAAUUAAUACAAUCAAGCAAUCAAAAUCUUCGACCGCUCAGCCCGAAUGGUUCCGUGCUAUUAUAGUGGCGAUAACAUCCGAAAUUGAAUGUGAUAUAUAUACUGUAUUCUUACGGGAUAUUGGUGCUACUAUAUCCGGUAUUACCAGUGACCAGCUCAGAGUUAUAGACCAUCAAUGGGAUCAAGUUACAAAUUCGGCGCAUCGCUGUCACUUGGCAUGUGUCGAGCCAACGGGUGGUACGCCGACUUGGUCCCAUUCGGCCAUCGACUGUUUCAAGCAUACUGUCACCUCAUUCGAAACACUUUCGGCUACAUUGCAAGGAAAACGCACGCCUGGCUCGAAUUCAUUGCCCAUUGUACUUUGGGGUACAAUCACCGAAACCGAAGAUCCCUUAGCGCCAUGUAUCUCGAAACAUUCAAUAAUCAAUCGCAUUUUAGUUAAAGCAGGUCUCGCGCAUUCAGUGCAACGAUUGGAUGUUACAGAACAACUUGACAAAUUACUGCAAAUGGAGUUGGUUGAGGGUGAAAUUACCUUAGAGGAGUGGAAUAAGAAUUUUGCAACCAAUGCCGCAUUGAAAGAAAUCGAUCGCCGUGCACAGCAGCCAGCAACUGACCUUGUUAUAGCCGAUACUGAUAAUUCUGUCAAGGAUGCAUAUCGUGAUUGUAAACACUUCCCUGAUCUGGAUUUCACCUUAAAUGACGAAAUAAAUAGCAAGACCUGCGGUGAAGUCAAAAUUUUUACAUCGAAAGCGCCUGAAGCUUGGCUUCAAUCUAAACCAAUUGACAAGUCCAUUUUUGCUGCCAUGCCGACCUAUGUUGACUAUGAGGCCAUCAUUUAUUUGCACGAUGCUAACGAUGAAGAUCUACUAAACGAAAUGCGAGCAAAAAUCAUGAAAAUCUAUGGCGAAUAUCAGUUGCCAAAAGAUUUCGUUGCUAUGUACACACCCGGACAGGGAUGUUUGGUGCGGUAUCAUGUGGAUACACGCUUAUAUCGUGGCAUUAUACAAGAAGAAAAGACGGAUGGUUACGUUGUACAAUUUAUUGACUACGGCAAUGUGGAGUCAGUUAAAUACCAAGACUUACGUCCGUUUGCGCCAUUCCCUAAGUUGCCCCGAUUAGCCCAUAAAUAUCGAAUCGAAGGUAUUUGUGCCAAGUCUAACGAUGGAGCUUACACCACGGAUGUGCUUGAUUUUAUACAUGUCACCGUUGUUGAAAAACUGGUUUCGAUACGCGUGGAACCCGGUGAACUACUAAAACCAAUCAAGUCAUGUAAUAUGCGUCUGGGCAACAUGGAUGUUGCAGAAUAUCUUGUUAAUUCUGGACAUGUACAACGAGUAACAUCAGCCACCCGUCCAGCAUAUAAAAAUAAAGAGUCCAAUAUGGGUAAAGAACAGGAAAGCCAAUUAAAGCAGCUGGCUAAUAUUGGCAUGGCUACUAACAACGACGAAGAUGAUGCCGUUGACAAAGUUAUGCACAACGUAAAGGCUGACAAAAUGGUAAGUUAAAGUAAUCUCGAAGCGCAAGAGAAUUCCACGCACAGCAUAAGAAUUUCUCAUUCUCAUUUCUCAUAAAAACUCAUAAGCAAACUUAAGUAAUAUGUGUCAUCAAGUC